Molecule: messenger RNA, 1554 nt
Organism: Scatophagus argus
Lineage: Eukaryota; Metazoa; Chordata; Actinopteri; Scatophagidae
Product: la-related protein 6-like
Exons: 4
Coding region: 337-1488 (383 amino acids)
Cellular component (GO): nucleus
Molecular function (GO): mRNA binding
Source: RefSeq, a predicted model, not a curated record
CAAACAGACUGCAAGGUUGGAGCGCAUGGGGUGUUCAUGCUGCUAACACAGGAGGUUUUUGACCCGGGGCAGGAAAUGUUGGUGGAGAGCAGCACCAGAUUAGGAGCCAGAACAGAACUGGGCUCAGCAGUCUAGAUGGACGUCUUGACAGAGGUGGAGAGACUGAAGAGGACUUUGACGCAAAGAAGAGUAAAAGAAGAAAAGGUGAAUGAGCAAGAGGCCAGACAAGAGCGGAGUAACUUUACAUAUCCUCCUUCUUGUCUUUAAUACCUGGCUUUACUAAGAAACAACACGGAAACAACAGCACAGAAAACAUCACUAUCCUCAAGAGAUACCAUGAGUAAUCCGACUGGAGUUGAUGCACAAUCUGCCCAAGAUGAAGAAGACCGUGAAAGUGAAUUGCUCUGCUUGAAGAUUAAAGCCCAGUUGGAGGAUUUGUUCUCUGACAGUCACCUGGCAAGGGACAGCUUCUUGUUGAAACAUGUGCUGAAGAACAAGCAGGGCUACGUCAGUCUCAAGCUCCUCACUUGUUUGAAAAAGAUAAAGGUCCUGACCAGAGACUGGUACAUGACUCUAGCAGGAGCAGCGCACUCAGAUAUCCUGGAGCUGAAUGAUGAAUGCACCAAAGUGAGGCGGAUAGAGCCGCUUCCCAAGCAGCUCCUGUGUUCGCCCACCAGCAGGCUCCUUCUCAUCUGGAACCUUUCUGUGGACAAAACUGAAGAAGACCUGGAGCACCCUUCACUCUCAGAGGGGAUCCUCCGAAAGUUCUGCGUUUACGGCAGCAUUACCGCAGUCUGGAUCCUGCAUCCUGACAAAGAGCUUCCCAAGGAGUUGCAGUGCUAUGCCAAGCGUCACAAGGAGCUUAGCCAACAUUUUUGUGCAGUGGUGAAGUUUGGAGAUUUGGAGGCGGUUCGUAAGGCUUACAGUGCCCUGAAAGCAGAAGAAGAGAAGUCUAACGGUGAGGGCAUGUGUGUGGCACCUUUGGGAUUCCACCAAUCAAUCCACCACUUCACCAAGGACCAACCAUCAGAGGAAAAUCACAAGGACCGACCUGAAAAUCCCCUGGAAAAUCCACUUGAAACCUCAGAGGAUUCAGUCCAGAAGGAACCCUCUUCACCGGUUAAAGUUACUCACGAGAGUGCAGAUACAUCUCAGCACCAGGAGUCCUCAGAUAACUCCAUACAGAGAACUUCUCAACAAGUCGCCACCAGCUGUUCUGGACAGUCUGCCCCUGAUUUGUUUCAGAGUUACAGUAGGAGGAGCUUGUGCUCUGGAGACUUUGAUAAAAAUGAUUCGCAGAGCCCCUGGGUGCUCAGACGCAAAUUGGCAGCCAGCGCCCCCUGUUUGAUGCAAAGAGCUCUGCGUCAGCCCUUUGGCCCCAACGGCACCAAGGGAUUUUGGGGUACAGGAGAGCCACUAAACCUUCCCUUGCAUGACGUAAUACCACCCAUGCUGAAUAACGGUGGCAGAUUUGUGAAGCAAAUGUGAAUGCUAUAAAUAUUUAAAAGCUGUUGACUUUAAUAAAAUUUGUUUUUUGCAGGAUUACGAAAACUA